This is a messenger RNA of Anopheles gambiae (African malaria mosquito), 1582 nucleotides long. RefSeq lists its product as uncharacterized. The transcript is spliced from 4 exons. Bases 342 to 1214 code for a protein of 290 amino acids. Lineage: Eukaryota; Metazoa; Arthropoda; Insecta; Diptera; Culicidae. The record is from RefSeq and is a predicted model, not a curated record.
CAACCCGAUUUCCUGUGACCGUUUUCUAUCUUUUCCCUAGUAGUGGUAGUGAUGGGGCACUUCACCCAGCGUUUGUGCAUCGCGAUGGAAAGUGUAACAGAGGCUCGUGGCUGUGGUAGUGAACCGUUUUCCGAUAUCAGCCCCCGGCUCUUAUCAGUGGACAGCAUUUAUUUUACACUUGCUCCGGCGUCCGACAGCUCCAACGUGUUAGUCAAGAGCGACAGUCGGCCAGAAGCGGUUGUACACUCGUGCAAGAACCACGACCCAAGUGUGUUUGUCAGCUGCAGCAUCUUGUUUGUUUAUUCUAUUCCAAAAGUUUGUGUUAACAUAUCCCCAACAAAAUGAACACAGGAUUUAACUGGAUUCCGUGGACCUCGCACCAGGGCAUUCCGCCAGCGGCAGUGUACGGUGGAAACGAUCAGGACGGAUCGCCGAUCUAUAUCGGGCGGGCGUACCAUGAGGGCGAUCAGCUGCCCGCGAAGGUGAUCCCAUCCAAGCAGGCGGCGUACGUGUCGCACAAUGGCAUGGAGAUUUUCAAGACACACUUUGAGGUCCUCACUGGUACCGGGUUCACCUGGGUUAGCAGCGGCAAUGGACACGUGCCGGCGAAUGCUGUGCUGGCCGGUAAUACGACGACCGGCGAGCAGCUGUACAUUGGCCGUACGCAUCACGAGGGCAGCUUGACGCCGGGCAAGAUUCACCGGUCGCACGGAUGUCUGUACAUUCCGUUCGGUGGGGCCGAGCAGAGCUUCCUUUCCUACGAGGUGCUAGUGGGACAGCAGCGAUCGAACUGGCAGCACUGCUCCGCACACGCCCCAAUGCCACCGAAUGCCGUCCUGGCCGGUAACGAUUCGGACGGUUCGCCGAUCUAUGUCGGCCGUACGUACCACGAGGGUGAUCAGCUGCCGGCGAAGGUGCUACCGUCCAAGCAGAUUGCCUACGUCUGCCACAAUGGGCAGGAGAUUCCGAAGCACUCGUUUGAGGUGCUGACGGGCGGCCAGGUGUCCUGGGUACCGUCCGGGUUUGGAAGCGUUCCACCCAAUGCCGUCUUCGGUGGUCGGACCUCGAGCGGGGAAGCGUUGUACAUUGGUCGGGCGCACUAUAUGGGCAGCUUGACGCCGGGCAAGAUCCAUCCGAGCCACCAGACGCUCUACAUCCCGUACGGUGGCAGCGAGAUCCCGAUCAAGAACUACGAGGUGCUGAUCGAACACUGAGGUGGUGAUGAGACCAGUUAGAGACCUUUUCUAGUAGCUUUUUGCAUAGUGUCACACACACAAAUAGGAGUAGAAGUUGACGUGACGUCGAUUUUGUGCCAACCUUUUUCGGUUGAGUCACCUUCGCUAGUCACAUUAGAAGAAAGAUCAACAAAGAGUUGGCGUAGAAUUUGAACGAGGUUGUCGUUCCACGUCAUCUUUUACUGCUGUACUGUGUGUUACUAUGUGACAAAAAGGGUACAGAAAAGGUGCAAACAGUGUUUCAGUUCAAGUCACACACAGUGUAUUCGAAUGGUUUACCCCAUACGCAAAGUUGAUUCAUGUCAUUUCUUUAACGAAACUAUAAAACGGUCGAACUGUAAACUAGU